UCACUGACAUACAUUAUAUUGGCCAAAGUAUUGUCCCCACCCUCCCAAUCAUGUGAUUCAGGUGUUCCAAUCCCCUGCAUAUCAUGUGAUUCAGGUGUUCCAAUCCCCUCCCAAUCAUGUGAUUCAGGUGCUCCAAUUCCCCCAUAUCAUGUGAUUCAGGUGCUCCAAUUCCCUCCAUCAUGUGAUUCAGGUGCUCCAAUCCCCUCCCAAUCAUGUGAUUCAGGUGGCCACCUGGGCAAUAAGUCCAUCCGUGACAUUUCCUGGCUACUAAAUAUUCCACGCUCAACUGUUAGUGGGAUUAUAACAAAGUGGAAGCAACUGGGAACAACAGCCACUCAGCCACCAAGUGGUAGGCCACGUCACAUGACAGGGCGGGGUCAGCGCAUGCUGAAGCGCACAGUGCGCAGAAGUCGCCAACUGUCUGCAGAGUCAAUAGCUAAAGACCUCCAAACUUGGUGUGGCCUUCAGAUGAGCCCAACAACAGUGCGUAGAGAGCUUCAUGGAAUGGGUUUCCAUGGCCGAGCAGCUGCAUCCAAGCCUUCCAUCACCAAGUGCAAUGCAAAGCGUCGGAUGCCGUGGUGUAAAGCACGCCGCCACUGGAAUCUAGAGCAGUGGAGGGGUGUUCUCUAGAUGACCAAUCACGCUUCUCUGUCUGUUUUUCAGGGGUUGGGCUUGGCCCCCUAGUUCCAGUGAAGGGGACUCUUAAGGCGACAUUUUUGGACAAUUUCAUGCUCCCAACUUUGUGGGAAGAGUUUGG
Messenger RNA from Staurois parvus, 757 nucleotides. The record is from the annotation of a GenBank genome assembly. NCBI's taxonomy places the organism in Eukaryota, Metazoa, Chordata, Amphibia, Anura, Ranidae.